AUGCCAUCCAAAGGCCCGAGGCUUGGUUUCAAGGACGGACGGCGACUGGACCUGUCCGGCAGCGACGUCCCGACCGAGCAGGCGGCCGUGCUCGGCAACCUGCUCUCCACCACAGCCGACGUCACGCAGCUCUGCCUCAACGACUGCCUGCUCUCCGAGGAUGCCCUGAAGGCACUGUGCCUAGGCCUGUGCCUGAACACAUCGGUGGAGCUGCUGGAGCUCCGGGGUAACAACGUGCGCGGCCCAGGCACGGAGCACCUGGCCACCCUGCUCAAGAAGAACGGCCGCCUGCGCGCGCUCACACUCGAGUGGAACAACCUCGGCCUGAGCCCGCCGUCGUUCCGCGUGUUUGCCGACGCGCUGCGCACCAACCGAGGCUUGACGUCGCUGGACCUGCGCAGCAACCAGCUGGACCACCAGUGCGCGGCGUACGUGGCGCGCGCCGUGGCCUCCAACCGCCACCUCAGCCACCUCGACCUGCGCUGGAACGGCGUGGGCGUGCUUGGCGGCUGGCCGCAGCCUGCUCUCCGGGUCCGCAACAACCAGAGCUACUGGAGUCGGAGGCGGCACCAGGCGACCGAGCGCAUUCCCUCCUGA
This is a messenger RNA of Pollicipes pollicipes, 597 nucleotides long. RefSeq names its product leucine-rich repeat-containing protein 45-like. The record is from RefSeq and is a predicted model, not a curated record. Bases 1 to 597 code for a protein of 198 amino acids. Gene Ontology annotation, cellular component: centrosome. Lineage: Eukaryota; Metazoa; Arthropoda; Thecostraca; Pollicipedomorpha; Pollicipedidae. The transcript is spliced from 6 exons. Gene Ontology annotation, molecular function: protein binding.